ACGCAAAGUCCAAUAAGUCGAAGGUAAGUAGUCACUGUAUGUGUUACUCAUGAUUUCUUUCUAGCUCGCUGACGCGGCGCCCUCGAUGACCGCCUCGAUGUCGUUUGGGACGUCGUUUGCGCGGCGCUCGCGCUCGAGUAGCUUGCAGAACUCCUUUGGGAGCACAAUCCACGUGGAGCUGGACCUGGGCGAGCCCGCCAGCGGUGAGAAUGGAUGGCCAUACAUAGUCCGUGUGCAGGAACUUUAUGGAGUGGAUUACGGACUAGCAGGCACUCAUCUGCGCAGCCUCCGACUUCUCCGAAGCAAUGACAUGUGUGCACGCAGAUCCCCGCUAUUGACUGGCAUGCGCGUCGCCCGCCUGUGCGCCACGUCGUCUGUGCUGGUGCUCGCACUCCCCUUAGCCGGCCCUCACCGACGCCCGUGGCCUGAAGGCCUGCUUCUGCCUGUCAUCUUCCUUUGUGCCCGCCUACACCUUCGCGUCCUUCACGACCGCGCCGGCCACCACGGUGCUGCGUGCUCACGAGAAGGUCACCGUAGCAGUGGGGUCGCUCUGCCCGAUGAAGGUGUGCUGGCGUAGAUGACUGUUGCAGUUGGCUAGUCAAUGUUUGUGUGAGUGCCUAGCUUUUGUCUGUACUGCUCCAGCCUCUCCUUUGUUCUAGUACUUCCUGUAGAUCUAUGAUGAGUAUAUCUGUGUGUUUGUUUCACAUGGGCAUACAGUCUUGCUGUCAUUCUGUAGUGC
Rhodofomes roseus is the source of this 739-nucleotide messenger RNA. RefSeq lists its product as uncharacterized. The transcript has 4 exons. The record is from RefSeq and is a predicted model, not a curated record. Bases 86 to 577 code for a protein of 163 amino acids. NCBI's taxonomy places the organism in Eukaryota, Fungi, Basidiomycota, Agaricomycetes, Polyporales, Fomitopsidaceae.